Molecule: messenger RNA, 1701 nt
Organism: Mercurialis annua (annual mercury)
Lineage: Eukaryota; Viridiplantae; Streptophyta; Magnoliopsida; Malpighiales; Euphorbiaceae
Product: DNA-directed RNA polymerase subunit beta''-like
Exons: 2
Coding region: 94-1701 (535 amino acids)
Biological process (GO): DNA-templated transcription; translation
Cellular component (GO): ribosome; mitochondrial small ribosomal subunit
Molecular function (GO): DNA binding; structural constituent of ribosome; DNA-directed RNA polymerase activity
Source: RefSeq, a predicted model, not a curated record
UUAAUAUUAAUAACUCAUAAUCGAAUCUCAGUAACUAAAUAUUUGAAACUUGACAAUUUAAAACAGACUUUUCGAGUAUUUAAAUAUUAUUUAAUGGAUGAAAAUGGGAGAGUUUUUAAUCCCGAUCCAUGCAGUAACGGCGUUUUGAAUCCAUUCAAUUUGAAUUGGUAUUUUCUCCAUUAUAAUUAUGAUCAUAAUUAUUGUGACGAAAGUUUCACAAUAAUUAGCCUGGGGCAGUUUAUUUAUGAAAAUUUAUGUAUCGCCAAAAGCGGACCACAUCUAAAAUCGGGUCAAGUUAUAAUUAUUCACAUUGGCUCUGUAGUAAUAAGAUCAGCUAAGCCUUAUUUGGCCACUCCAGGAGCAACUGUUCAUGGCCAUUAUGGAGAAAUCCUUUACGAAGGAGAUACAUUAGUUACAUUUACAUAUGAAAAAUCGAGAUCGGGUGAUAUAACGCAGGGUCUUCCAAAAGUGGAACAAGUGUUAGAAGUGCGUUCAAUUGAUUCAAUAUCGAUAAACCUAGAAAAGAGAGUUGAGGGUUGGAACGAGUAUAUACCAAGAAUUCUUGGGAUUCCUUGGGGAUUCUUAAUUGGUGCUGAGCUAACUAUAGUGCAAAGCCGUAUCUCUUUUGUUAAUAAGAUCCAAAAGGUUUAUCGAUCCCAAGGGGUGCAGAUCCAUAAUAGGCAUAUAGAAAUUAUUGUACGUCAAAUAACAUCAAAAGUAUUGGUUUCAGAAGACGGAAUGUCUAAUGUUUUUUUACCCGGAGAACUAAUUGGAUUGUUGCGAGCGGAACGCACGGGACGUGCUUUGGAAGAAGCCAUCUGUUACCGAGUCAUAUUAUUGGGAAUAACGAGAGCGUCUUUGAAUACUCAAAGUUUCAUAUCCGAAGCCAGUUUUCAAGAAACUGCUCGCGUUUUAGCAAAAGCUGCUAUCCGCGGCCGUAUCGAUUGGUUAAAAGGCCUGAAAGAAAACGUUGUUCUAGGCGGUAUGAUACCCGUUGGUACCGGAUUCAAAGUAUUAGUACAAGAGAUGAUGAAAGCAGGAGUUCAUUUUGGUCAUGGUACUAGAAAAUGGAAUCCGAGAAUGGCACCUUAUAUCUCUGCAAAGCGUAAGGGUAUUCAUAUUACAAAUCUUACUAGAACGGCUCGUUUUUUAUCAGAAGCUUGUGAUUUAGUUUUUGAUGCAGCAAGUAGGAAAAAACAAUUUUUAAUUGUUGGUACCAAAAAUAAAGCAGCGGAUUCUGUAGCACGAGCUGCAAUAAAGGCUCGGUGUCAUUAUGUUAAUAAAAAAUGGCUCGGCGGCAUUUUAACAAAUUGGUCCACUACAGAAACUAGACUUCAAAAGUUCAGGGAUUUAAGAAUGGAACAAAAGACAGGUAGACUCAACCGUCUUCCGAAAGGAGAUGCGGCUCGGUUGAAGAGACAGUUAACUCGCUUGCAAACAUAUCUGAGCGGGAUUAAAUAUAUGACAGGGUUACCUGAUAUUGUAAUAAUCGUUGAUCAGCAAGAAGACUAUACGACUCUUCGGGAAUGUAUCACUUUAGGAAUUCCAACGAUUUGUUUAAUUGAUACAAAAUGUGACCCAGAUCUCGCGGAUAUUUCAAUUCCAGCGAAUGAUGACGCUAUAGCCUCAAUCCGAUUAAUUCUUAAUAAUUUAGUAUUUGCAAUUUGUGAAGGUCGUUCUAGCUAUAUGCGAAAUCCCUGA